This is a messenger RNA of Exophiala aquamarina CBS 119918, 1296 nucleotides long. RefSeq lists its product as uncharacterized. The coding region runs from base 1 to 1296 and encodes 431 amino acids. The transcript has a single exon. NCBI's taxonomy places the organism in Eukaryota, Fungi, Ascomycota, Eurotiomycetes, Chaetothyriales, Herpotrichiellaceae. The record is from RefSeq and is a predicted model, not a curated record.
AUGCACUCUACAACUCAGCAACUCCAGCCAACGCGAGUGGUGGUGUUCGACGAAGAAGGCAGUCCAGUUCGCCAUCCAGAAAGCCCUACCAAGGGCAUAGGGAGUUCCAAGCGGACUGCGCUCGGAGAGUUGACUCCGGGGACGAUCGCACAGCGAACUCGGAGUGCAGCGAAUCAACCGGUUACUCGGCUGCCAAGAGACAACAGUCAACAACCAAGACCAAGAUUAUCGCCCGAUAAGGUCGGUCGCCAUUUUACAAUCAAGGUAGUUGGUGGCGAGGAAUGGGCCGCUCGCGAUGUACGUUUUAUACUUUGGUAUUAUUGUCGGACCGCGCUCAAGUUCGAUUCGAUUGCAACCGCCUUGAACUCAACCUAUCCAGAAGCGGACAACCAGAUGACUGCUGAAGAAGCAGAAGCAAUUGUCGAAACCAUCAAAUCAGAUUGGCCCCGAAUCAAGCAAAACUUAACACCCGGUCAUUUCGCCAUCCCUGAGGACUGGGGAUGGCAUCCGUGCGACCAUCUCAUGAUUUGCACGUCUCAGCAGACACAGGACCGACAGUCAGUCAUGCGCAGUCCAAGGACUAGGGUGGCUGGAGUCAAAUUGAUCAAGGAGAUUUUGACGACGCUGUGGCCAGGCUCCUGGGAAGAACUUCUCCAAUGUCCAAGAACCCACCACAAUAUCCGGGAAGCUGAAUUGGAGUUACUUUCUCAACCACGUCAUAUAGACAACAGGGGUUUCCUGGUCCCAUCAAUGGUUCAAGAAAGCCGACGGUUGGAUCUAAUUUUGGACGAAACAUCUCUGGGGGACGACACGGACCAGAGCGUGUUGGACCAUGAGCACGACGCUGAAAGCCACCUAUUUCAUUGGGUAGUGAGGGUUGUAGGAGGCCCAAAGGUGCUCUACACAUCCAUCGAGGUCUUCCUCAUGACCACAUUUUGGUUCUCUCUAAUAGCACAUUGGUGUUAUCCUUUGCGCCCUGAGAAGACUUAUCAGGAUCUGAUCCGGAUUUCGGCCCUUAAUUUGGAGUCAAUCGUGUUCAUGCUGUAUGGUGCUAUGAAUCUCGUCAGUGGCAUUUUGAAAUUCUUGAAGAUUGAAGUGCUGGUCUUCCAUGGAGUUGACGAGUCACCUCCACUGCCUGUGACUCAAAAAUUUCGCGCGGUCACCAUUGGUGUUGCUGCAGCCUUUGUUCUUGCUUUAUGGCAAGGCUGGUUGUCAGAAAUCCACGGAGAGGCAUUGCAGGCUUGGUACAAAGACUCGAAAACCGCCACAUGGCUGCGAAAGAUACCCCAAGGAUGA